This is a messenger RNA of Caenorhabditis bovis, 1365 nucleotides long. The record is from the annotation of a GenBank genome assembly. NCBI's taxonomy places the organism in Eukaryota, Metazoa, Nematoda, Chromadorea, Rhabditida, Rhabditidae.
AUGGACGAGGUACAAUGGCCGCUACUGGUAUUAUUCUUCAUUCUAAUCCUGCUUGCCUUGUUUGGCAACUUGCUGGUCUGCGCGGCCAUCCUUUGGGAUCGAUCGCUAAGAAAACAACCCGAAAAUCUCUUUUUAGUGUCACUGGCUGUUUCGGACCUGCUGGUCUCUGUACUCGUCAUGGUAUUUGCUGCAGCCAAUGAUAUUCUCGGAUACUGGCCAUUUGGACAAAUUUAUUGUCAAUUCUGGAUAAGUUUUGAUAUUACUUGCUGUACUGCGAGUAUACUCAAUUUGUGCGCAAUAUCAUUAGACCGAUACUGGCAUAUCAGUCGACCGAUGGUUUACAUAAGAUAUUGUAACCGGCGGAGAAUCAAUUAUGUUAUAAUUGUUGUUUGGCUUUUGUCUGCUGCCAUUGGUGCAGCCCCACUUGGAUUUGGGUUUGGAUCGAAAGUCACUAUAAACAAUUCGACGGGCUUACCGGUUUGCGAAAUGCGUCUUCCAUUGGUGUACGCAAUUUCAAGCUCGAUGCUCUCCUUCUUUCUCCCGGCAGCCGUAAUGGUCAUUCUUUACACUAAAUUAUAUUUAUAUGCGCGCAAACAUGUGAGGAGCAUAAAAACACAGUUGCAACAGGCUACAUCAUUCCUUAUUAUGCAAUUGGCUUCUGAAAAGAUUCGCGAGGUAACCGCCGCAACUCUGAAGGGUGAAGCUCUACUUCCUCCGGACUCGCCAGCAACCACCGAACGCUCUGUGAUAACCAGGCGAUCGACAAUUUCGAGGACACCGCAGCGCGAGCAACGCCUUUUGAUGACGAGUAGCUCGAACAAAAUCAACUCCAUGAGAACCACAAUUUUUUCUAAAUUGAGCUUUUUCUGUCCAUCGCGGUUUAAGAACAGUGGGAGUGACGCAAAUCCGCAAACGCCAGCGGCCCACAACAGGAAUAAUAUCAGCGAUCAGAAAGCGAGACUUACAUUGGGCGUUAUUAUGGGUACAUUCCUUGUUUGCUGGCUUCCAUUUUUUAUCGUUAAUAUCAUGCGGUCUUGGGCUCCACACAUUUUCAAUACUACGUCAAUUUUGGCCGUCACUUGGCUUGGAUAUGCUAACUCAUCGGCCAAUCCACUAAUCUACAGUAUUUUCAAUCGUGACUUUCGGCGUGCCUUUAAGAAAAUCAUAGUUAACAUUUUCGGAUGUUGUUGGCAAGAACCGGAUCUUAACAAAUCCAUAUCUUCUCGAUACGCUGCGCCGGAAAUUGAGCGCAAACGCUCAUGCACAAAAUCAUCAGAAUCGGCCCACGAAAAUAAUAAUGAAUUUGGAACAACCCGAUUGAAUCUCUUAUCCAACAACAAUGAAAUCAUCGUCGAGGAGCAAUAA